UAUAGUUUUUUUUUAGUGUUGUUGAUUCUUGGAUUGCUUUCACAUUAUUCAGUUCAAUCCUUGAGGUUUGAAGUGAAAUCUGGUGAAGUCAAAUGCAUCCAUGAAGACAUAAGGAAAAAUUCCAUGUCAAUAGGCAACUACAGCAUCGUCAAUCCCAACGAGGGUCAACCCUUACCUGAAUCCCACAAACUCAUCGUUCGGGUGGAUACGCCUAGUAAGAUGUCGAGUCACUUUGCAAAUCAUGUUGAGUCAGGACAGUUUAAAUUCGAGACAACGGAGGAAGGUAAUUACGUAGCAUGUUUUUGGGGUGUGGAACACCAUCCCAAGAUAACUCUCUCCGUUGAUUUUGAAUGGGGGACGGGUGUGGCAGUGGCUGCCAAAACUGGGUUCAAUAAUGUUGCUAAGAGAAGGAACGUUGAUGCAAUGACAGUAAGUUUAUUCAAUUUGGUGGAAACUGUCACUUCCAUUCAUGAAGAGAUGACUUACAUUCGAAAUCGAGAAUUUGAAGAUCUAGAGUUCACCUGGGCAACCAACACCAGAAUGGCCUGGUUGGGUUUGCUAUCAUUUUUUGUCUGCUUCUCAGUAGCAGGGUUGCAGCUAUGGCACUUGAAGACCUUUUUCGAGAAAAAGAAAAUCAUAUAAUUUUUUGUGAUAGUUUAUACACCUUUCUCAUGUGCCCCUGUAACAUAUACGGUCGCCAAUUUAUAAGGAUAUGCUAUGGGGUUCUCUAAAUUAUCUAGGACUAUUCCCUUUUUAUUAAUGGAAAAGCAG
Lotus japonicus is the source of this 771-nucleotide messenger RNA. RefSeq names its product transmembrane emp24 domain-containing protein p24delta9-like. Gene Ontology annotation, cellular component: Golgi apparatus; endoplasmic reticulum; COPII-coated ER to Golgi transport vesicle. The transcript has 5 exons. The record is from RefSeq and is a predicted model, not a curated record. NCBI's taxonomy places the organism in Eukaryota, Viridiplantae, Streptophyta, Magnoliopsida, Fabales, Fabaceae. The annotation marks the transcript as partial. Gene Ontology annotation, biological process: Golgi organization; endoplasmic reticulum to Golgi vesicle-mediated transport; intracellular protein transport.